CCUGUGAGAUGUUCCCAUUAACUGGAAAAACAAUCAUCUUUGAUCAUUUUCCUGAUCCUUCUGAUACAUGGGAAAUAACUGAAACAAUUGGCAAAGGAACUUAUGGAAAAGUUUUUAAAGUACUGAAUAAGAAAAAUGGCCAAAAAGCAGCAGUCAAAAUUCUGGAUCCAGUUCACGAUAUUGAUGAAGAGAUUGAAGCAGAGUACAACAUUCUAAAAGCACUUUCUGACCACCCUAAUGUGGUCAAAUUCUAUGGGAUUUACUUUAAGAAGGAUAAAAUAAAUGGAGAUAAGCUGUGGCUGGUUCUUGAGCUGUGUAAUGGAGGAGCAGUGACUGACCUUGUGAAAGGCUUUCUAAAGAGGGGAGAAAGAAUGAGGGAGCCCACCAUCGCCUAUAUUUUACAUGAAGCGCUAAUGGGCCUUCAACAUUUGCAUAACAACAAAACUAUCCACCGGGAUGUAAAAGGAAAUAACAUUCUAUUGACCACUGAGGGUGGAGUCAAGCUAGUUGAUUUUGGUGUGUCUGCACAGCUCACCAGCACCCAGCUCCGCCGCAACACCUCUGUCGGAACGCCCUUCUGGAUGGCUCCUGAGGUGAUUGCAUGUGAACAACAAUUAGAUACCACUUAUGAUGCCAGAUGUGACACUUGGUCCCUGGGCAUCACUGCCAUUGAGCUGGGAGAUGGUGAUCCUCCACUUGCUGAGCUGCACCCCAUGAGAGCACUCUUCAAAAUACCAAGGAACCCACCCCCACAGCUAAGGCAGCCUGAGCUAUGGUCAGCAGAAUUCAAUGACUUCAUUAGCAAAUGUUUGACUAAAGAUUAUGAAAAGCGUCCAACAGUGUCAGAUCUUUUACAGCAUAAAUUUAUUACUCAGAUUGAAGGAAAAGAAGUGAUGUUACAAAAACAGCUAAUGGAAUUCAUUGAAAUCCACCACAGCAUGGGAGGCACAGAAAAAGCCAGGCAUGAACGUAUUCAUACCAAGAAAGGUAAUUUCAACAGAUCUUUAAUUUCCAUUCCAAAGGAUGUAGAUGAUUUAGCAACCCUAGAUAUUUUGGAUGAGAAUACAGUCUCGGGGCAGCUUGAGAAGUGUUACUCCAAAGAUCAAAUCUAUAUCUAUGUGGGAGAUAUACUCAUUGCUCUUAACCCUUUUCAGAGUCUAGGUCUGUAUUCCACUAAGCAUUCCAGACUAUAUAUUGGAGCAAAGAGAACUGCCAACCCUCCUCACAUUUUUGCAGUGGCUGACGUAGGCUAUCAGUCUAUGGUCACGUACAGUUCAGACCAGUGCAUUGUUAUUUCUGGAGAAAGUGGAGCUGGAAAGACUGAAAGUGCUCAUCUUUUAGUUCAGCAGCUAACAGUGCUCGGAAAGGCUAAUAACAGAACCUUACAAGAGAAGAUUUUACAAGUGAACAAUUUGGUAGAAGCAUUUGGUAAUGCCUGCACUAUUAUAAAUGACAAUUCCAGCCGAUUUGGAAAAUACUUAGAAAUGAAAUUUACCUCUUCUGGAGCUGUAGUGGGUGCACAAAUCUCUGAGUAUCUUCUGGAAAAAUCCCGAGUUAUCCACCAAGCUGCUGGAGAAAAAAACUUUCACAUUUUUUACUAUAUUUAUGCUGGUUUAGCUGAAAAGAAGAAACUAGCCCUUUACAAGUUGCCUGAAAAUAAGCCUCCCAGGUAUCUACAAAAUGACCACCUCCGAACAGUACAGGACAUGAUGAAUAACAGUUUUUAUAAAUCCCAGUAUGAACUAAUUGAGCAGUGUUUCAAAGUGAUAGGCUUUACAACGGAGCAACUGGGAAGUGUAUACAGUAUACUUGCCGCCAUCUUGAAUGUCGGAAACAUUGAAUUUUCUUCUGUGGCGACUGAACACCAGAUUGACAAGAGCUACAUUUAUAAUCAUGUGGCUCUGGAGAAUUCUGCUUCCCUGCUUUGCAUUCAGGCAGAUGAGUUACAGGAAGCUCUUACCUCCCACUGUGUGGUCACGAGAGGAGAGACUAUCAUACGGCCCAACACCGUAGACAAAGCUACUGAUGUCAGAGAUGCGAUGGCCAAAACUCUAUAUGGGCGUCUCUUUAGUUGGAUAGUCAGUUGCAUUAACAGUUUAUUGAAGACUGACACAUCACCAAGUGGUGAUGAGCUGAGCAUUGGCAUUCUUGAUAUAUUUGGCUUUGAAAAUUUCAAAAAAAAUUCCUUUGAGCAGCUGUGCAUUAACAUUGCAAAUGAGCAAAUUCAGUAUUAUUUUAAUCAACAUGUGUUUGCAUGGGAACAGAAUGAAUAUCUAAAUGAAGAUGUUGAUGCUAGAGUUAUUGAAUAUGAAGAUAACCGACCCCUUUUAGAUAUGUUUCUGCAGAAGCCAAUGGGUUUACUAUCCCUACUUGAUGAAGAAAGUCGAUUUCCCAAGGCCACUGACCAGACUCUUAUAGAAAAAUUUGAAGGUAAUCUAAAAUCACAGUACUUCUGGAGACCCAAAAGAAUGGAACUUAGUUUUGGAAUUUAUCAUUAUGCAGGAAAGGUCCUCUACAGUGCAAAUGGAUUUUUGGCUAAAAAUAGAGACACUCUUCCAACUGAUAUUGUGCUACUUCUGAGAUCAUCAGAGAACAGUGUGAUUCGGCAACUAGUCAACCUUCCUCUGACCAAAACAGGUAACCUGCCACUAUCCAAAACUAAAAAUGUAAUAAACUAUCAAAUGAAGACUUCAGAAAAAUCAGUUAACCUGACAAAGGGUGAAACUGGAGAAGCCACUCGACAUGGCCUAGAAACAACCAAUAUGAAAACCCAAACAGUUGCAUCAUAUUUUAGAUACUCUCUGAUGGAUUUGUUAUCUAAAAUGGUGGUGGGCCAACCUCAUUUUGUCCGUUGCAUCAAACCAAAUAAUGAGCGUCAGGCAAGAAAGUAUGACAGAGAGAAGGUUCUGCUGCAGCUUCGCUACACAGGAAUUCUGGAAACAGCAAGAAUUCGAAGACUGGGAUACUCACAUCGGAUACUCUUUGCUAACUUUAUAAAGCGAUACUAUGUUCUCUGCUACAAGUCAAGUGAAGAGCCCCCAGUGAGCCCAGACACCUGUGCUGCCAUUUUGGAAAAAGCUGGUCUUGAUAACUGGGCCCUUGGAAAAACAAAAGUUUUCCUUAAAUAUUAUCAUGUGGAACAGUUAAAUCUAAUGCGAAAGGAAGCCAUUGACAAGCUUAUUUUGAUCCAAGCCUAUGUGAGAGCAUUCUUGGGUUCAAGAAGAUACCAAAAACUCCAGCAGAAAAGGAAAGAAAGCGCUAUAGUAAUACAGUCAGCUGCAAGGGGACAUCUUGUCAGAAAACAAAGAAAACAAGUUAACAUGAAAAACACAGCAGUAGUAACCAUUCCGACUCAAGAGAAGGAAUUUGCCUACAAGAAAAACUUUGAAAAUAAAAGGGAAUCUUUUAUGAAGAAACAAGCAGAAAAUGCAGUGUCUACUAAUGAAUCAGUCAGUCCAGCUCUAAAUAAUGAAGGGAGUCCAUCUCUAGGGCAGACCUCUGCAUUCAGAAUGGAAGAAGACACUACAGCUGUUGAAAGUAAGCACAGAGGCUGUCAGACUCAGCAAACAAGGAGUAGCAUGCACGGAGAAGAGCGUCACCAAGGGCUGUGUCUCACGGGGGACUCUUGGAUAGAUGUGAGUUUCAAGCGGAAGUACAUGAAAGACCCAGAAGAAAACAGUAAUCUGAGGAAUACAGAGAGAGAGGACUCUGGGAUGCAGAGUUAUUGUCAGAAGCACACAGGAGAAAGGAAUUUGGAGGAACCAAAAACAGUAUAUCCAAAGAAGAGGUACACAGUGGAAAGGCCAAGCAACCAGGGGCUGUGGUUAGCUGAGAAGGAGAGUUCUUUGAAGAAAAGUUUGGAACCUAGUCUUAGCCAAAGGUUGGGUGCUCAAAAUGCAAAUAGCAAGGAGAAAGAGAAGAAGGCAUUUGUAGUUACCCAGAAUUCACUGGUAUGCAGACAGGAGAGAGGCUGCGAGAGGCAUGGGGUGGCCAGAGAGAAGAACAAAGACCCAGUGGUGAUGCCAGCACCGGAGGCAGAAGACGAGUCUGUGGGGUCCAUCCAGAGCAGAUGCCAUGGUUUCCAGCAAAGGCAACAAUUAGGGAAGGACAGAGUGUCUCCUCCCAUUAAAAGUCAAAGGAUUCUUGCAACGCCACCAGAACUAACAAAAAACACUCACAGUGUGUAUUCCUGUCCCACAACACAUGAGGAACUCUGUAAUAGCAAGGUGAAGACUGACAGAGAUUCAAAAGCAACUUCAGAAAAAGAAGCAUGUGAUUUGGCAAUUUUUUCAAAGCAGAUAUCAAAGUUAUCUGAAGAAUAUUUUAUUCUGCAGAAAAAAUUGAAUGAAAUGAUUUUGUCACAGCAGCUGAAGCCAUUUUAUCUGAGCAUCUAUUCCCACAAGCCAAUCAAUAAACGAGUUUUCUCUUCACAAUGCCUCUCAGGUAUUUCUAAAGGAGAAGAGCCAAAGCUUCUUAGACCACCAAGAAGACCCCGGAAACCCAAAAUGUUGAACAACCCUGAAGACUCCACAUACUAUUAUCUACUCCAUAAGUCAAUCCAGGAAGAAAAACGAAGACCAAGAAAAGACAGUCAGGGAAAAUUACUAGAUUUGGAAGAUUUCUACUAUAAAGAAUUUUUGCCCAGUCAUUCUGGACCAAAGGAGUGUAAGCCUAGUUUGAGAGAACAAAGAUCACGGGAACUCCAGAAUCAGUUCUUUAAAGCUGAUGAAAGGUACAAAUAAACUAUGGUAGCUGAAAGCCCUGAGGAGGAGCAGUGUGGCCCAGUAGCCAAUCCCUACGACUACAGGAGGCUCCUGCGCAAAACCUCCCAACGCCAGCGCCUCAUCCAGCAGUUGUAG
Messenger RNA from Octodon degus (degu), 4859 nucleotides. It is a transcript of the gene Myo3a, whose product is annotated as myosin IIIA. Gene Ontology annotation, molecular function: protein binding; cytoskeletal motor activity; protein kinase activity. The transcript has 33 exons. Gene Ontology annotation, cellular component: myosin complex. Lineage: Eukaryota; Metazoa; Chordata; Mammalia; Rodentia; Octodontidae. Gene Ontology annotation, biological process: protein phosphorylation. The record is from RefSeq and is a predicted model, not a curated record.